This is a messenger RNA of Acipenser ruthenus (sterlet), 1880 nucleotides long. Its product is annotated as telomeric repeat-binding factor 2-interacting protein 1-like. Gene Ontology annotation, cellular component: shelterin complex. Gene Ontology annotation, molecular function: telomeric repeat DNA binding. The coding region runs from base 4 to 1560 and encodes 518 amino acids. Lineage: Eukaryota; Metazoa; Chordata; Actinopteri; Acipenseriformes; Acipenseridae. The transcript is spliced from 3 exons. The record is from RefSeq and is a predicted model, not a curated record. Gene Ontology annotation, biological process: regulation of DNA-templated transcription; telomere maintenance via telomere lengthening.
AGGAUGCAGUCCACAGAGUGCGAUUUGUCCAGGGAGAAGCAGCACUGCCCCACCCCUCACACCAUGACCCUCUUUGUUGACGAUACAGGUUGCCCCUUGCGUUUCUUCAUCAGACCCGGCAGUGCCAAGUGCCGCUUUUUGCCUGUAAUCGAGCAGGGGGGCGGGGUGAUGUGCCGCAUACAGGAGCCGGGUGCAAUAUCCCUGGCUGACCCAAAGGAGCAGGGUGGGGUCGCUGCUCCGGGAUACUUCUCCGUGCAGUACAUCCUCGACUGUGUGGAGAAAAACGAGAGGCUGGACCUGGAGGGGUACAGGCUGGGGUCGACCCAGCAGGAGCGAGCUGAUUCUACAAGCAGUGGCCUGUGCUGGACAGGGCGCUUUGGGUACAGCAGAGAGGAGCACAGCAGCAAGGAGAGCCUGGUCAGGGGCAACAAGAUCUGGCAAGAGAUGGAGCGCGCUGCCGUGACCUGCCACACCUGGCAGUCCAUGAAGGACCGCUAUAGGAAGCACCUGGCCGGCCGGAUGGAGGCGUUCCAGGUUGAGGACCUCGCAGCCACACCGAGCAACGCGGCAACAUGUUCCACCAAGAAGAAAAGCAAACUCGAGGAAACCGAGGCCAUGGACACUUCAUCAGACCAGCAAGUUGAAAACCAGGCUGUGGAGCAAGAGGAAGUGAAGGAGCCGACAAACAGAGCAGAGAAAGGGGAAGAAGUCCUGGAGAAAGAGGUGAGCGACACAGAAGUGGAGAUUCGUCAAGGACAAGAGGUAACUGUGGAGUCCACCCAGCUCACACAGAGCAGCAGUGCAAAGCGCCGGAAAUUGGGGAUUCUGGAAUUGGCAAUCCGUGAAUUUCAGUCCGAUGAUGAGACCCCACAUCUAGAAGUGACCGGCGAGGCAAGAGGUCAUGAGGAAGCAGGGGCCCAGAGUGUUGUAGCUGGCCAGGAGAGCAUGCCCAUGGCUGGGAGAGCAGAGUUAGGGCAGCCCCAGAGUCCCUUGUCUUGGCUUUGCAAGGUAGAUUCCCAGACGCAGGAGGGAGCGUCCGGCCCCUCAGACGCCUCUGAAAACCAGGAAAAGAGGAUUGCCCCAGAGACGGAACCAAGGGCUGAAGAGAGAGAGGUAGGGACCCAGACUGUUGUAGCUGGCCAGGAGAGUGUGCUUGUUGCUGGGAGAGCUGAGUUAGGGCAGCCCCAAAGCCCCUUGUCUUGGCUUUGCAAGUUUAUGAUGCACAGGAACAUUUUAGAUUCCCAUACACAGAAGGGUGAAGAGAGGGCGUCCGACCCCUCUCAGGCUGAGGUAGUAGACGCCAUCGCUGCUGUGCAGUUCCUGAUGGAUGAGUUUGGAGUGGACCUGGCGUGCGUGAUGCAGAGCUUGCUGAAGAACAGCGGUGAUUUCCAGGCUGUGCUGCACUACCUGCACACCGGCCGCAGAGCGGACGGGAGACCCCUCUGGACACGGCACGAUGAUCUGGCUCUGCAGUCAGGAGACCCCACCACAAAACAGGCUCUAAUACUCAAGUAUGGAGAGGAAAACGUGGCCAAGAGGGUGGCAUUUUUCAAUACCUGACAUGCAGAGGGAUUAAAGGCUGUUUUUGCUCUUGCUGUUCUUGUAUGUUAAUAAAAAUAAAAAACACUGUGAAAUGGUUCACAUUUUUCAGUGCAGUUUGGAAACUGGAUUGUUUUGGUUCAGAUUUAAAAAAUGUUUUAAUGACAAUGACAAUAUUACUGUCUCCAAUUUGUAAAAAUGAAUAUGCCAGGAUAUCAAAGGGAUUGUGCUUGUCAUCUGAAAUCCUGGUUUGAAUGUGCACUAGCUUUAACAGGGGAUCACUGGGGUUGGUUGAUAAAUGUAUUAUUUUUGUUACCAAGUUUUUCCCACUGUAAAAAAAA